Molecule: messenger RNA, 1729 nt
Organism: Cynara cardunculus var. scolymus (artichoke)
Lineage: Eukaryota; Viridiplantae; Streptophyta; Magnoliopsida; Asterales; Asteraceae
Product: farnesylcysteine lyase
Exons: 5
Coding region: 52-1536 (494 amino acids)
Biological process (GO): prenylcysteine catabolic process; prenylated protein catabolic process
Molecular function (GO): prenylcysteine oxidase activity
Source: RefSeq, a predicted model, not a curated record
AGCACUUCCGUUCCGGUUCCAUUCAUCGCCGACGGUGGGUUCUGCAGCAACAUGUUCACUGCUGUUCUCAUAAUCCUCUCGCUUUUCUCUCUCACAAUCCCAUCAUCAUCUUCUUCCGAUCAACAACCCCAAACUACUGCUGAUGUAUGCAUCAUUGGUACCGGCAUCGCCGGCUCAUCUGUCUCUCACUUCCUCCGCCAAUACUCCCCGACCAUCGCUCAAAUCCGCAUGUUCGAGCGUCAUCCAGUCGUCGGAGGCCGUAUGGCAACAGUCACCAUCGCCGGAGAAACAUUUGAAGCCGGCGCCUCAAUUCUUCAUCCCAAGAACUACCACGCCUUGAACUUCACGCACAUGUUGAAUCUCAAAGUCAAGGGGCCUUCGCCUUCUGAAAAUUCUUUCUCGCUCGGCAUCUGGGACGGCCAACAGUUUGUAUUCAAAACUAUUGACUCCAAGUCAAAGAGUCAGCUGGUUCAGUAUUUAGUCUCCCUCGCUAAUUCGAUACGGAUGUUCAUCCGCUAUGGCAUUUCUCUCCUUAAAAUGACCGGUUUUGUUGAGGUUACAGUGGAUAAUUUCUUGAAGUACUACGAAAGUAGGGAGUCAAGGCCAAUAUUCAGCAAUGUGGAGGAUAUGCUCAAGUGGGCAGGCUUGUACAAUUUGACAACACAGACAUUAGAGGACGAAUUAGUUGGUCUCAAAUAUUCUCCUCUGCUCAUACAAGAGCUUAUAACUGUUAUAACAAGAAUCAACUAUGGUCAGAGUGUCCGUAUCAGUGGACUUGCUGGUGCUGUUUCUCUGGCUGGAUCAGGAGGAGACUUAUGGGCAGUUGAAGGAGGAAACUGGCAGAUGGCUGCUGGAUUAGUCAACCGUUCAGAUGUUACUUUGCAUCUCCAAGAAGAAAUAGUAUCCGUCACAAAUCUUGGUGGUUUUUAUGAGCUUAACUCCACUCAAGGAAACAGUUACACAUGUCAAGUGACGGUGGUUGCUACCCCUUUAGAUGAGCUGAACAUUCAGUUCACCCCUGUGAUUUCUAUCCCAGAAAGAAAAUUACAGCAUACACAUGCAACUUUUGUUAGAGGCCUCUUGAAUCAUGCAUACUUUGGGUUGGAUGCAGUAUCAGAUAUUCCAGAACUGGUAGGCACCAUAGAGAGUCCUAAGCUUCCAUUUACAUGCAUCUCUGUUCUCAAGGAACAUAGCGCGGAAGAUAUGACUUACAAGAUGUUCUCUCGUCAAAGUUUGACGGACACAUUGUUGGAUCAAAUCUUUAGCACAAGGAAGGAGACAUUGAGAAUCAACUGGGGUGCAUACCCUCAUUACCAUGCUCCUGAGAAGUUUGCUCCAUUUAUGUUGGAUGAUAUGCAUUUGUAUUAUGUAAAUGCUUUUGAGAAUGCAGCCAGCACCAUGGAAACUAGUGCUGUUGCCGCUGAGAACAUAGCUCGACUCAUUAUCUCAAGAUUAUCCGGCCAGCAGCAGCCCAUGAGUUUGUAUGGCUUGAAGACCUCUACCUCUGAUUCAAACCUUCAGCAUCCAGAGUUAUGAGCCCUCUAUAUAUACACACAUCAUGUUUUGUUCAUUGUAACGUUGAUGUAAUUUUGAGAUCUUGUCUCUUUUACAUAAAUGGUUUAUGAAUCCUAUGCUCUAUGUUGUUGAUGUAACGUUAGAGUUGUCACCCUAUAUUAUAUAUAUGUACAUAUAUUAUCCUCUUAUGUGAAAGGAAUCAACAGACUUCAGC